Molecule: messenger RNA, 950 nt
Organism: Schizophyllum commune H4-8
Lineage: Eukaryota; Fungi; Basidiomycota; Agaricomycetes; Agaricales; Schizophyllaceae
Exons: 3
Coding region: 227-919 (230 amino acids)
Source: RefSeq, a predicted model, not a curated record
GCCAGCGGAGGUUACGACUGACGGCCUCAGCCGGCGUACCCCCUUCCCCGACGACUCCUCUGCAAGCAACGCAAGCUUCCUCAGCAACACGCCCUCGCUCUGCGAUUCGUCCUUCUCAUCAAAUGCGUCUUCCUACUUCGGCGACUCGCUCUCUCUGAAUGGUCUUUCCGUCAAUGGCUCGAAGUCAAACCUGUCAUUUAACGUCAGUAACUCUGCGUACGAUUCUAUGUACCCCGAAGCCGGCUCUGACAGGCGCAAAUCCUAUCCCGCGGGCGAUCCCUUGGGGAAACCCGAUCUCCCAUCCGGGUACCGUAGCUACUCGUUCGACAGAACCACCUUCGCCAUCUCGGGCGUAGACCAUUCCGCUUCAAACUCUCAUCAUUCCGCCGUUCAGUCAUCUGCGACUCUUUCCUUCCCUCGUCCGCCCCUCUCCUCUGAUAACACGGAGGACUUCCUCCCCGCAGAUUGGCAGCAAGCCCAGCGCAAGGCUGACGCACUAUGCGACGAGCUCCACCGCGAACAGGCUGCCUGCGACGUCGCCAAGGCUACCUACGCACGCGAGCGCGCCGACCGCCGCCAGAACUUCGUCCACCGCAUGAACCAAACCUAUGAAGCCAGGGAAGCCCCGCUUGCCGCCACACACCGCAACAACCUCGCCGUCAUCCGCGCCGCGCACGAGCGUCGGCAGAAGAAGCUGCGCGACGCUGUCGAGAAGCGGAAUGAGAUCAUUCGCGUCGCCGAUGAGUUCGUCGCGCGCCCGCACUGUCGGCUACCACCCCAGAUCGAGGGCUUGGUGAACGCGUUUCUGGGCGGCCCGCUUCGUCAGCAGCUGCUGAAGAGGAUCACAGAAGACGAGGAGGUCUUGAAGAAGGGCGACGAUGCGGAGAGCAAACAGAGCGGAUCUGGACAGCGCGUAUAGGGAGAUGUUGCGGAUGCGGGAAGGGGCGUUG